Molecule: messenger RNA, 701 nt
Organism: Mangifera indica (mango)
Lineage: Eukaryota; Viridiplantae; Streptophyta; Magnoliopsida; Sapindales; Anacardiaceae
Product: heavy metal-associated isoprenylated plant protein 16-like
Exons: 2
Coding region: 78-467 (129 amino acids)
Source: RefSeq, a predicted model, not a curated record
CUUUAAAUACCAGGUAUAAUUCAGAUUUUCAACAAGCAACAAAACUGGUUACCUUUCUCUUAACAGAGCUGAGAACCAUGAAGCAAAAGGUGGUGAUCAAGGUGACUUCAAUGAAUGGACAAAAGUCACGCUCCAAGGCCUUGCAGAUUGUAGUGGGGGGUUUUGGGGUGGAAUCAGUGGCUUUUAAAGGAGAUGACAAGACUCAGAUAGAGGUAACUGGUGACGGGAUGGACGCUGUUGCUCUUACAAGUUUGUUAAGAAAGAAGAUGGGCUAUGCAGAGAUUGUGAGCCUUGGCCCUGUAGCUGCUGAAGGAAAGAAAGACAAAGACAAAGCAGAGAAAGGAAAUGAUCCUAAGAUACAGAGCCAGGAGGUGUGGCCUUGUCAUGGCGGUGUGCCUCACUACGUGUUUAUUCCUGCUCCACCCUGUGAGUGUGACCCUUAUUAUAAUCCUUGCUCCAUCAUGUGAAACACAGAGAGAAACAGAGUAUUAGAGAUGAGAUGGUGUUGUACAAAGGAUGGAUUUGUUUUACGUUAGCAAUUUUGGCUUUGGGAUUUUGUUGUUACCGUGCUAUUUUCUUUUUUCCCCACUGACGGGGUGAGGAGUUUGCAAUCAGGCUUUAGAUGAAAUUCAUCUGCUAAUUUCCAUAUCCCUGUUUGAUUGUCUCCUACAUGGGCAGAAAUAAAAAAGGCUUGAACAUUA